Molecule: messenger RNA, 1666 nt
Organism: Thunnus maccoyii (southern bluefin tuna)
Lineage: Eukaryota; Metazoa; Chordata; Actinopteri; Scombriformes; Scombridae
Gene: tmem268
Product: transmembrane protein 268
Exons: 9
Coding region: 200-1261 (353 amino acids)
Source: RefSeq, a predicted model, not a curated record
AGUAGGGAAGAAACUCUGCUGAGACACGAGUGUGAAAGUAACCUACGCCACACUCUGUAUGAGCUGCAUGCUCUCAAGAUGUAUGACAAUGUUCAACAGUGACAACAGUCACAAUAGGAUCGAGAAAGGAAUACAAUCAUCGCAGCUUUAUUGACAUGAUGGAUUUUCAUCUGAAGUGCAGGGUCUGGUUUCCUCUGAGAUGAUGGAGGACAAGAACGGAGUUUGUCAUGUGAUGGAGGAGAGUGAAGUGGAUGUUCAAAUUAGACACACUAAAGUUCAGCCGCAGGCAAACAACAGCAUACCCAAAUGGUCAAAUGGUCAGUGUGUUCUGGCAGUGCCGAGCUGUUCGUUUUUAAACCCCAGCUUUGAUCUGUCUCUGUGCCGCGCAAAACUGGAGAGGGAUGGCUUCCAGAUUCCAGUCACAGAUAUGGAGGUUCCACUGAGGAUAGCUCUGGACGUUCCUUCAGUCAGGAGAUACAUGGUUUUCAACUCGGCCCUCUUCCAUUUCAUAAUGGCUCCGAUGCUGUAUGUGGUGGUGUGGUGUGCCGUGUUCUCAACUCUCCACCUCUACAUCACCGUCAGCGACUACUGGGUCCUCUGCCUCUCUGUCAGUCUGGUCUCCAUCUUCCUCACCACUGCCAUCAUCUUUGUCCUCCACCACAGUAACAAAGAAAUCAGCAUGAACUUAGACGUCCGGCUGAUCCAGGUGAAUGAGAGGAUGGUGAAACACAAGCUGCUGGUGGCCGUGGCCGACUGGGUGCAGAACUGCACCGGAAACAUGAAGCUCUACUUUGUGUAUUGGGACAUGACUCGCUGUCUGAGAGCACUGACUGAAACUUUAGAGGAUCGCAGCUCUGCAGCCAACGACACCCAGAAAAAACUGAAGAGGAAAAUGUCCCAUCUCGUCCUUGUGACCGAGGUUAAGGCUGCUGACCCGGAGGAUGGUGGGUCAGACGUUAGUCAGGGCUCAGAUGAACAGAGGCCUCUACUGAGGAAUGAGGAGACGGACUGCAGUUCCUCAUCCAGCCAGCGGGAGGACGCCAAAGUCACCACCAGUUACAGCCUCGUUCCUGACGCAUCGUUACCUGCGCAGGCUAAAGCCUACCAGCUUCUCAUGACCUACAGUGCCGCCUAUGUGAAGCUGCUGGUGUCUGACAGGCUGUCAGGGCCGUCGCACCACCGACUACGACCCCGGAGAAAUCACUGCACCACCGCCCCGUUCUGCCUCUGCCAGUACAUCAAAAACAAGAUCCUCCGAUAACACAUCUGGUGAAACAGAUGAACUGCUGGACUAUUAAAAAAAAAAAAAAAAAAGACUUCUGCUUUGUGUCCAGGCUCUUGAACAGACUGACAUCCAGGAGGAUUUCCUAAGAAGCAAUAAUGGAUUAAGUGACAUGUUGAUAAAAAAAAAAAGAAGGACAUGUUUGGAGCUUCAAUCUCUUGACUCCUCAGUUUUAAAGUUUGUUCUCCAGCCUGCGGGUUACUGUAUCUCUACUGCUGUUUUCAUGCCAGCUCUGUGUUUGCACCACCUGGAUCCUCGUCCGUUUUGUGCCAACAACUGCCAAACAAAGGUCCAUCCAGCUGCUGUAAAACAAUAUUUGUACUCUUGUAUGUACAUGACAAUCGCCGUCUACUGUUUAAAUUAUUUGUACAAAUAAUAAAUAUA